AUGCGGAAACAGAAGGCCUUACAAAUGGUCCAUUCGCAACGCCUUAUGAAGCCCCUGACGAGGUCAGAGACAGCGCAUGACAGUUUCCCUCUGGAACAAGACACAGUGCGCGUACCGAGCUGCCUUGGCUUCAGUAUCGCCAGUGAUGAAAAGCAGGAAGGUCCAACCUUUAAUUACGCGCGACUCUUUACAUGGUGGCAUGUUGCGAAUGUUAUCCAUGAUGCAUUUGAGAAGACGGUGGCGAAUCUCGACCAGGAGCGGAUCGGGAGCGCCGACUUGAAGUACGAGGAGCUCGGAGUCAAAGGUGAUGUUCUGAUUGUGUCGCAAUACUGCGGUCUCGCUGGUCUCGCUGAAAACUGUGGGACGAGAAUCGUUCCUCGCCAUGUCAACGAAUAUCGACAGUGGGACCAGCUUGACACGUCGUUCUACCAUCGAAUUAUCAUUGCAAUCCUUAUGGCCGGUUUCGUGUAGUGGGGAACAACGGGUGCCGCAAUUACAAUAUCCUACUUGACUGAGGCGCGAGGGCUUGGCUGUCGCUCUGGCAGCUAUGUGUUACAUGGCGGCAUCGGCACACUAUCAUUCAUUCUGCUAUUUUCAUCGACCUUCUUCUCGC
Pseudomassariella vexata is the source of this 613-nucleotide messenger RNA. RefSeq lists its product as uncharacterized. Bases 1 to 471 code for a protein of 156 amino acids. The transcript has a single exon. The record is from RefSeq and is a predicted model, not a curated record. Lineage: Eukaryota; Fungi; Ascomycota; Sordariomycetes; Amphisphaeriales; Pseudomassariaceae.